AAAGGAGACAACAUAUUUACUCAGUAAGCAAGAAGAUUUAGUGAAUAAAGGUACUCAGCAAUUAUAUUCAUUAAACAAACAAUGGUUGGAAUGAUGGGUUGGGGAGCUAACUCUGAUCAACAAGGAUGGAGGAAAGGACCAUGGACUCCUGAAGAGGAUAAGCUGCUCUCUGAGUACGUUAACUUGCACGGUGAGGGAAGAUGGAGUUCUGUAUCUCGUUGUGCAGGAUUGAAUAGGACUGGGAAGAGUUGCAGGCUAAGGUGGGUGAACUACUUGAGGCCUGGACUUAAAAGAGGUCACAUAACACCUCAGGAGGAAGGCAUUAUUAUCGAAUUGCAUGCCUUGUGGGGCAACAAAUGGUCAACCAUAGCACGUUAUUUGCCAGGAAGGACAGACAAUGAAAUCAAAAAUUACUGGAGGACACACUUCAAAAAGAAACAAAAAGCUUCUGCAAAACAAGACAAGAGAAAAAUUCAAAGGCAAAGAAACCAACAACAACAAAAUUGCACCAUCGCUAACAAGUUGUCACCUAAAGCAGAAGAAGCGAUCAUGCAAAAGAGCGAUGAACAAUAUGAUAACGAAUACCAAGACGCGGUAACGUUCACAAAUUAUCAUCAGAAUAUGGAUCCUGUUGUGGACUUGCCACCAGUAGUGACGACUUCUUCAGACAUAUCGUAUGCAUGGACAGACACUAUUCCGAUGGAUGGAUUAUGGGGAGGAUUGUGGAACCUAGAUGUAGAUGACAAGUGCAAAGUGGCCAUCCAAAAUCAACCUAAUACUGCUAAUUAUUCUUACACAACUGAUUAUGCACUCAACUUAUAUAAUGGAGGUUUUAUUUUCUGAGAAAUUAAUUAAAGAGUGGUGCUAAUGGAACUAAUUAGUCAGAUUUUGUUUUUUCUACUAUAUAUGUCAUUU
This is a messenger RNA of Nicotiana attenuata, 915 nucleotides long. RefSeq names its product myb-related protein 340-like. Gene Ontology annotation, cellular component: nucleus. Gene Ontology annotation, biological process: regulation of DNA-templated transcription. Gene Ontology annotation, molecular function: DNA-binding transcription factor activity; sequence-specific DNA binding. The record is from RefSeq and is a predicted model, not a curated record. The coding region runs from base 82 to 843 and encodes 253 amino acids. Lineage: Eukaryota; Viridiplantae; Streptophyta; Magnoliopsida; Solanales; Solanaceae. The transcript is spliced from 3 exons.